AUGUAACAACCUGUCCCCACAACUACAGGAGGUUCGCUCUAACCAAUUUUAUCGAAUCAAAGAAGCCAAUCUGCGAAACCUUCGUUGAUGACUUUAUAAAAUCAAAGAACAGUUUAAUCAGCAAUGCAAAGAAGUCCUGGGCUUCCAUCUGCCCAGAGAGUCCCUUCUGGCAUAGGGAGCUUUGCCCAACCAACGAAUAAUAGUCAACGCAUACAGAGUGGUUACACACGAAUUCAAAGUGGCUAAACGAGGGUUGGUGGCACACGAAUAUAGAGUGCAGCAAAAUCAACGAGAAGCAUUGUGAAGGAAAUGUUCCACAUUGAACCCAAAGAAAUAAUAUUUGAAGACAUCAAGCCGGGAAUCCUUUAUGAGCAAAUCUUGAAUGUGUAGAAUUUAGCCAAAUAUCCUGUCAGAAUCAGAGUGUAACAACCCAAAAGUAAUUAUUGGUAUUUAAGGAAGCUUCCAAAUUCCGAGCUGAUUACGACAUGCAGCAAGGCAUAGCGGCGGGAUUAGGUCUGAAGGUUCUUGUUUUAUUUAAGGAAUCGGAACGAGACAUUGCAGCAUUGAAUCAACAUCAGAAACCUCCUCCCUUUUAUAAAGAUGUAAUUGUUAUAGAAUCUGAUGAAUUUAGAGCUGAAGUACAUUUAGCUGCAUAUAGAGCAUGUUCCAAAUUAAAAUUUAGUGAAUUCAUCGAUUUUGGAUUUGUAUAAUAAGGUACAGAAAAUACCAAGUCAUUAAUGAUUUAAAAUGUGGGUUUCGCAGAUGCCAAGGUCCAAGUAAAAAGCGAUGUGUUAAAUCUAAGGGCCUUGCCUAAUCUCAUAACAAUCGCCCCUGGAGAAUAUCAAUAGAUAAGCAUCAUCUACAAGGCUAAUGAAAUGGGCAACUUCAGAUAGACCAUGGAUAUCGUAAGUGAAAGUGGAACCCAAAAAUUAGAUAUCGCUGCUUGUUCAGUCGAUUACACCAGAUUCCUCAUGGAUUCUAAAGGGUCCUAAGUGACGUCCUUGGAUUUUGGAGAACUUUACAUGGGCAAAUCCAAAGUCAUCAAAUUGAAAUACGUGAACAAUGCUCCCAAAGGCCAUCAAUUCAAAAUCAUAGCAAGAAGAGGCAUCAUAAAUCCAAAUGAUGAUAUUGUAAACCUACAAACCCCCAAUGAAUUGGGAAUAGAAUAGAGUGAGAAACUAUUAGUGAUCUAACCAUCCACAGGAUAUGUCUAAGCAUAUUCUAGUGUUGAGUUAUCCUUAACUUGUAUGAUCCAAAUAACUCCCAAGGAACAGCAAUUAGCCAAGAAAAUCUGUUUUGGAGUUGACGUAGAGAAGGAGUAAAUGUGCAGAGAAAUUAAAUACUCAAUUAUUGUUCAAUAGCCUGAUGAAGAUUUGAUUGCUUACACUAAUGUGAAGGCAUUGCUUCCUUUAGUUAGAAUAUCGAAGUAAGCCUUGUAAUUUGGAGAUUGCGAUGUCAAUGACAAUAAAGACAUUCUAUUCACCAUUUCUAAUUUAUAAACCUAUCCUGUGGACAUUUCAUUUCAAAAGGUAUCUUGUUUCUUUUUUAAACCUGAAAUUGUUACGAUUAAUGGUUUAUCUUAAACUACUGUCCAAGUUAAGUUUACUCCAAAAAAUGUUGGGAAAUACUCUCAAAGUAUAGACAUGAUACUCAAUGAUUACCUGACUAUUCCAGUUAAAGUCAAUGGAGAAGCUUUGAAGAUAGCCAAGAAGAGACCUUAAACUAGAGGACCUGAGGCUAGAGCUGAGGAUUUCUAAAUAGAUCCCAAAUUCAUUGACACUAAAGAAAUAGAAUAUGUUAAAAAGAGAAACAACGAACUUAUUGAAUAAAAUCAUCAGCCUGGCAAUAUUGUAGAAGGAUAUUUUGAAGAUACAUAAAAAAAGCCCAAACCUGCUACUUAGACAAACAAUUUCCUAUAGGACUCAAGGAAUAAUCGAUUAGAAAAAUAGAGAUAAUAAAUAAUUUAAUAGAGAGUUGAAACAAUCACAAAGGCGUAAGAAAAGUAGAAAGAUGAGGGAUCAAAACCUCCCAAAGAUUUUGAAUUUGAAUUGGGAUUGCAAGUGGAUAACAUGGAUAAUGAUAUUGAUAUUCCGUAUCAUAAGGAGGGUCUUUAUGUAGUCAAACCAUUCCAACAGUAUGAGCCUUUAAAAAGAUAGGAUGAUGAAUUGGUAGACUUCAAGCCAGAUCCAAAAUAACCAGUCAAGAGAAUUCUAUCGGGGAGACCAUAAUCUCAUAAACAAGUGAGAGAUGUGAAUAGGGAAUUGACAGCAGAUGAUUUGAAGAGAGUUCAAGCAGGACCCAUAAAAAUUGAUUAUGGUACAAUUUACAUUAACACUCCAAUGUCAAGGACAUUUUUUAUACAUAACAAUUUGAGAUAUGCCAUCAUAGCCAGACUUUGUAUUGACAAAAAGGAAGAAUUGAAAAAGACAUUCCAAGAACCUUAAGUGAUAGAUAGUGGUGAAGAAGGAUAAUUUGAAAUAAUUGUUUAGGCUCAAUCAUUAGGGUAGUUGAAAUAAACCUUGAGAUACAUCUUAAAUGAGAGACACUCAUUUGAAAUCAUGGUUGUGGCUAAUGUAGAAUCAGUGAAAUUAGAGGUUUCUAAAACUACUAUAAAAAUGUAAUUUAAUGAAGAUGGAGGAAUGAGUGUGAAUGACUCCAUCAAAUUAAGUAAUAAUGGUGUUGGACCAGCUUAAUUCAAUUUCAUUUAGACUGAAGGGUCAAAAUUCACUCUUGAUUGUUUGAGUGGCAUUAUUUAGGGACAAUCUAAUUAAAUAAUUUAGAUUACAUAUACUCCCAGUAAAAUAAUGAAGGAUCCUCAAGAUUCUGAGAGUGAUGCAGUAUUUAAAAAUUAGAACCCCACAAGACAAGAUGAGGAGAAAAUCAUUUUAAAAGUUAAGGAUGGUUCUGAGAUCUAAUUGAAAUGCAUUGGAUUAGUUAGUGAUGUUAAAUGUGUUUGUAAAAGUACUGUUGAAUUCUCAGAGAUUUGUGUUGCAUAGGAAAAGUCUUUGCCGUUUUAGGUUAAAAAUACUAGCAGAAACAAUGCAAUAUUUAAGAUUUUGACUGAGUAUCUACCUAUGGGUUGCACUGUGUCUCCAUCUUCUGGUAAAAUAUUGCCUGAUGAGAAUAAGGAAUUCACUGUUAAGAUCAAUUGUGACAAACCCAAUAAUAUUAAUACAUAAAUAUUGUUGAUGCUCAGGUCUGGAAGAGUGAUAAGAAUACCCUUGACAGCACAAUGUAUAGUUCCUAAUGUCGUCAUUACUUAACAACUAUUUGAUUUUGGAGAUGUUACUACCUUAGGUAAUUAGACUGCUCUACCCUUAUCAAUUGCCAACAAGAGCAAUGUUGAAGUCAAACUAAUUUUUGAUUUAAGGAAUGAAGACAUAAAUCCAGAGGCCAAUGAGGGAGUUGGAUGUUUGAUAUUGAAACAAUAAUAGGAGUUUCUAAAGAACUAUACAGAAGAAGAAUAGUAGGAAGAAUCAGAUGAUGAUCUCCUCUCAUCUGCAAGAAUGAAGAAGAAGAUGAUUUGUCAAAAUAAGAAGUACAUAUUGAACAUGACACCUCAACAGACUGUGUAAUUUCAAUUGCAUUUUUAUCCUAAAGAAUUAAAAAGAUAUUCCUUUUAAUUACCUAUUGAAAUCUAUAAGUUUGGAGUCAUUGACUCUAUUAAAAGAAUGGUCUAAGUGUAUGGAUGUUCUCCUAAAUUCAUUGUGGAACCAAAAACUGUAGAUUUCCCAAGAAAAAUCAUUUUGUCUCCUCCUGAAAAGAACAAACCCAAUAUUUAGGAAAUUUUAUUGUCUAAUCCUGAGUACAAAGGAAUGUAAUUUAAAAUAUAAAUCGAUGCUGAUACUGGUAAUAUUCCAUCAGUCUUUCAAGUGAUUCCUCUUGCUGGAAGAGUUGAUGCUGGCUAAACUCUAAGAGUUAAAGUAAUGUUUAAUCCAAGAUACGAAGGAACCUAUUAAAAGCAAGCUUAAAUUUAUCUUGAAGAUAGCAAACCAGGACAACCAUAUUUGAUUGUUCAACUUCAUGGAAUAGCAGCAAAACCUAGUAUACAAUUUGAUAGAAGAGAGUUAAUACUGUGUCCAGUUCCUUUGGGAAUAGAAUCCAAAUUGUAGUUUAAGGUUUUUAAUGAUGGAUUUGAGACAUAGAAAGUAUCAGUUAAACCAUUAGAAGGGUUUACAGUAGAGUUUCUAGAUGGCCAAACUGUUGGGAUUACAAAAUAAUAUUUGGACAUGAUGAUUAAAUACACAGCUUAGAAUCCGAUUUCGAUUUCACAAACUCUAGAAAUCAUUGAUGAAACCCAGCAUAGUUACAGUAUCAGUGUUUCAGCAACUAGUGAUAAUUGUUCAUUUACUACGUGGAUGUAUGACAAUCAAUCAGAAAUCAGUCUCAUUAAGGGAGUGCCACAUUUAACGGAGAUUAAUUAGACUGAUGAAUCUGAGGACAGCAAGGAGUCUAUUCAUAGAAAAUUAACAUCGACUCAAUAGAUAUCAGAGAAGGCAAUUGAAAGUAAAUGUGAACAUAUGUAGAGAUGGUACAAUUAAUUUGUAGGUUAAUUGGAUUUAUUUCCAUCCUCCAUUGUCUUAAUGUAAGGUCAUCACAUUUUUGAGCUCAUUUCAUUUCUGACUGGUAAAACGUAGUUUCCCUUUCGAGCUCAAUUAUAAGGCAUUAAACAGAAAUCUUAGAUUUCCCAAUUGCUUUAUUAACAAUACAAAGAGUUGUUGCUUCAAUUGAAAGUAGAUGGAGCAUUGUUAAAUCAAAUUCGUCCUUGUUACUUACUUAGUUACGAUGAUUACUAGUUGUAUUUAAAGACAAUUGAAAUGAAAUUCACUCAUCCAGACUUUCAAAAAUAUUCCUAAUAACAAUUUGAUCAAGUUUCCAAAUCAUCUUAUUUGAUACUUUUUACGCAAAUCCUUCGUAUUUAUUAUUUACCGAGAGUCACUUUGAAGGCGAUGAGAUAAAUAAAUGGAAGCAUCAAUGAGUAUCCUUAAUCAAAUGUUUACUCCACUCAAGAAAUGCUUAUUUUAAGAUGGAUUGAACUUUAAGCCACAUAAUAUUGGAGAGAAUCAAAGAGUGUGAGGAUAGUCAAUUUUGGAAUGCUAAAAGAUGCUCACAUCCUAACAGCAAUGUUAUUGAGUUACUUAGGUCCAGGGGGAUUGAAGUACUUUUAGCCUUUGGGUUAAAUAACCAAACAGGAAUAAGAUUGCAGUCGCAACAUGUCUAUUUUCUUAAAAGGCCUGCAAGAUAUAGGUAUUGAGUCUCAUUUAGUGCUCAAUGAUUGUGUCAAUAUGAGCAAUCCGGAGACUCUAUUGAUGCUUAUGCUAUUAUACACCUAAGUGCCUAAUUUCAUGCCCAAAAGGGAACCUUUAGUGUUUAAGUGUGUUCUCGGAUCCAUUGUAAUGAAGACAAUCACAUUAACAAAUACCACAAGAGAUCCCAUUGUGUAUUUUGUGAAAUUGGAAGGAUCCUCAGAUUUUUCCAUUGAAGAAGACCAAGUCAAGAUAGAACCAGGAGGCAAAUAUAAUUACAAUAUUAAGUUCACUUCGAGGAUCAGUGAUGAGUAAACAGCUUUGAUUACUUUUUGUAAUAAGAAAGGAAAUAAGAACAUAGCUGCUGCAAUCGUAUAUGAAUUAAAAGGAGUCAUUUCAGAAAGAAUGAGUUAGAAGAUAUGGACUGUUAGUUCAGUUAUGUAUGAAAUGAAAGAAUUUAGUAUUACUGUCUAAAACACUUUUACAAAUGCAGAAUUUGGUCAUUUUACUAUUUAAAUAGUCCCAAUUAAAGUACCAUUAGUUAUAGAGACUCCUAAGAAAAAGAAGAAGGCUAUGUCAAUGGCUGAAAAGAAAAAGGAAGCCGACAAUGAAUUGAAAGAAAAACAAAGAUUAGAAAGAUUAACGUCAGUGGAAUUCCCUCCCGCCUUCUUUUGUAAAUAGGAGAGUAUCAGAUUGAAAAGAGGAGCUCAGUAUAAUUUGCCAAUGCAAUUUUUACCCACUUAAUUGCAUUAAUAAAAAUGCAUGGUUGUGUUUUAGGAUCUCCAAGUAGGUGAAUUCCAAUAUGAAAUCCAUGGUAAUGUCGAGCCUCCUGAAGUUCUCUAUGAUCUUAAACCUGAUCUUUAAGUUUACAUAGAUCAACUAGCCUCCUUCUAUCAUCAUGUCCCCUUUUUCAAUCCAUAAUUAAAGGCAGCAUUGAAAUAAGUAGAUCAGCUCACAAUUGAGAAGAAGAAGAUAAUAAACCGUCAAAAUUCCAACUCAGUCACAUUGUAAACUAAACCUAACUUACCGAUGGAAGAUGUGAUGUUUUCUGUUUAGUUGGAGGAACCACAAUCUUAUAUUAGUUGUGACAAAGUAUUUCAAUUGGUCAACUAUCAAUAAUUGUUGCUUAAUCACACUAAAAAUUCUGAUGAUGAGGAAGAUCCUUAGCAACAACUUCAGAAAUCUGACGACAAACAAAAUUUAAUCCAUUUCUUCAUGAAUUUCAAAACCGCUGUCAAAGACUAUCUGAGCCAUUUUAUGUUGGUCAAUGAAACAAAGACUGAUGUAAGAAGAUUCAGAAUUUAAAUAACCUCACUUCCCAAGCCGAUCACUGUCAUAUUAGAGAUGACAAUUCCUGCAAGGGAAGUAGUAACAUAAGAAAUUCCGAUUGUCAACAAUACUGAUCGAGACUUCAAUCUAAAAAUCAAUUUGGUUGGAGAUGAUCGGUUCUCAAUAUUAGGGGAUGGUUAAAGCAAGAGAAGGAAACAAGAGAAAGCUGCAGAUCACAAAGACACAAAAGAAAAUACCCAAAAGAAUAACAAGGAUCAGGAUUCCCAUCAAUAGAAUGUCUAAAAAGAACAAUUGAUAAAGAAGAAACUCAAUAAUUAACCAACAAAUGGUGCAGUAGUUGUGUAAUUUGCUCCUGAAUGGAUCUGUGAGGUGAAAGCCAAACUAUCUAUUAUCAAUCCUCUAACCAAUGACUUCUAUGAGUAUUAACUAAUUGGAAAAGGAGAAGAACCCUUAUCAGAAGGACAUUUCACAAUAAAAGCAGUGGCAAGAUAACCAAUCACCCAAAUCAUCCCAGUGGCUAAUAACACAAACGAGGAACUCAGAUAUUCUGUGGAAACAGAUGUCCUAAAUGCUGCAGGUGAAUAGGAGAUUACCAUUUAACCAUAAACAACCUAUGAAUAUAAAUUAAACAUCAAUCCAUUAAUUAGUGGUCAAUUCACUGGAUCUAUUACCUUUACUGGAAAUGGUCAUUAUAGAUGGUGGACCAUUAUGCUAGAUACUGCGAAUCCCAAGCCAUUAGGCACAGUCGAUCUAGUGUCUCCGAUUAGAAAGGCCAUUGCAUUUGAUAUCGAGAUUGCCAAUCCUUUGCCAGAAAAUGUUACAUAUGAAGUCCAAAUUAUAGGUGAAGCCUUGUCUGGUGACCCUUGGUUUUCAGUCUUGCCAGGAGGAACAUCAACAUAUUAGUUAAUAUUCUAACCAGUAUAGGAGGGAAGAUGGAAAGGGAGUAUUUCAUUUUGCCAUCCAAAAAUGGGAGAAAUUUGGUAUACAUUGAAUCUCAUUGGAGAGGAUCGAGGAGGUAUCAAGGUUCCCUAAUUUAAAACUGAAUUAGGGAAAUUAGAUAAAUGCGAGAUGUUACUUGAGAAUCCAACUUGCAAUACAAUCGUAGCAGAGAUAGAAAAUAGCAAUCCUACGAAUUUCUCAUUAGAAUUUGAGGGAGGCCAAUAAUUAGUAUUGGAACCUUACACUUUAAAACCUGUCUACGUUGUAUUUGUCCCUUCAGCCCUUACUGCUCACUCAGGAGAAAUUUAAAUUAAGACUAAGGAAAUUGGCAAGUGGAUCUUUUUAUGUUUCGGAACUGGUGAAUCCCCAACUCCUUUCUAAGAAACCACUGUAGUAUGUAAGGCAGGACAAUCUGUCACUUAAUAAAUUGAAUUCAAAAAUCCUUUGAAAGACUCUUUGACUGUCCAAUUGGAGAUGCAACAAUAAAAUGAAGGAGUGUUUACUUUAUUGAUGAAACGAUAAAGAAUUACAAUCGCUCCUUAAUCCAGUUUACUAAUACCAUAUUAAUUCAGUGCUGUGGAUAUCAAAUCCUAUAAAUGCAAUCUUGUGCUUGUUAUGAACCAUCAAGUCAAGUGGACUUAUCCUCUAUUAGGUUUGAUUGAGAAUGAAGAGAUGAAUAAUGUUCAUUUCAUAUAAACAAAAUGUAGGAUACCUUUAGUUACUAAAUUGAAUGUAGUUUUGGAUGGAUUAAAAAGCAAUGAGAAGGUAAUGUAUAAAAUAACCGAUAUGGAAAUUCUAAAGAAACAUCUAAAGAUUAAUUUGCCUGAUCAUCACAUUAAAGAUGUCACACAGCCUCUCAGUUUUGACAUCAGAUUUAUUCCGUACAAGCCUUUCAAAUUGCAAACUGAAUUACAAGUCAAAGUAGAAUCUGGUGGAUUAUGGAGGUAUUUCUUACUAUUUAAUUUGUAGAUUUAAAUUAUAAGUUAAUGCUCUAGAACCACAAAUCGACGACGUUAUUGUAAUCACCUCUGAAAUCAAUCAACUAACAAAGGUGAGUUUUAGGUUGACCAACAGAAUUGAAGAAAUUGCUAAUUUUAAGGCCUACUUUACACCUGAUUCUAAUUCUGAAUUCACCGUUGAACCUACAACUGGUCUACUAGAGCCACAUGGUAAAAAAGGAACUGAAUUCAAAUUGGGCUUUAAGCCUAAAGAAUACGGAAUUCGUAAAGAAGCCAAAUUGAUCAUUGAAACAGAAUCUAUGUACUGGUAAGAAUUUUUAUAACCUUAAGGUCUUACAUACUCAAAGGCCAUUUACCAAAAUACAUCCCACCAACCAACGUUAAGGGUCAUGGAAUAAAUAAUGAGUUGGCCAAGAUUCCUGCUCAUAAUCAUGACAAGAACUUUUUAAUAGAAAAUAUGAAGAAACCAAACAAAAAUAAAUGA
This is a messenger RNA of Paramecium octaurelia, 8918 nucleotides long. Lineage: Eukaryota; Ciliophora; Oligohymenophorea; Peniculida; Parameciidae. The record is from the annotation of a GenBank genome assembly.